AUGAUGGAGGACCUGUCGCUGAGCGCCGAGCAGGCCCGCGCCAUCGCGGCCAUGAUCCGAAGGGAGGUCGGGCGCGUCGCCGCGGGCGGCGGGGACGAGGGGGGCGCGGCUGAGGAGGAUUCUGGUGCGGCGCCGCCGCCGGAGCCUCCGGCCGGGGCGGCGGCUGCGGCGGCGCUGGCGGCCCCGCCGGCGCCGCUGCCGUCGCUGUCGCGCUCCGGGCACGCGGGCCACCAGCAGCAGCAGCAGCAGCCCGACGGCGCGGCGCGGUCGGGGCCGAUGACGCCGACGGCGAUGGCGUCGACGCCAGGGCGGCCGCCGUCGUACCACGAGCUGGCGCGGGUGAUGCGCGAGUUUCAUGAGCAGCAGCAGCUGGAGGAGGCGGCGGCGGCGCACCGGCAGGUGCAGGGCGGCACGGCCGCCAAGGGGCAGGAGCAGGCGCCCCGCAACGGGGAUUAUUUGCAGCAGCGGCCGCAGGAGCAGCAGCAGUAA
This is a messenger RNA of Monoraphidium neglectum, 489 nucleotides long. RefSeq lists its product as hypothetical. Lineage: Eukaryota; Viridiplantae; Chlorophyta; Chlorophyceae; Sphaeropleales; Selenastraceae. The transcript has a single exon. The record is from RefSeq and is a predicted model, not a curated record. The coding region runs from base 1 to 489 and encodes 162 amino acids.